Paecilomyces variotii is the source of this 446-nucleotide messenger RNA. RefSeq lists its product as hypothetical. The transcript has a single exon. NCBI's taxonomy places the organism in Eukaryota, Fungi, Ascomycota, Eurotiomycetes, Eurotiales, Thermoascaceae. Bases 84 to 329 code for a protein of 81 amino acids. The record is from RefSeq and is a predicted model, not a curated record.
CCCGCCUUAUGCAGAAUUUUUUAAAAACCCCAAGACCACUUCGCGCAACGUACUUAGAUGAAUCUAGAGCGUAAUGUCGGAGAAUGCAGUGUAUAGUACAUAUAUGUACAUACUUCUCGAUGCUGCAUCGCACUCACUGUUCCUGGGCCCCGCCCCGCUUUCAUCUUGAACAACAUCAAGACGUCUCUUUUCUCACCGUAUAUGACAAUCUGAGUUCUCGACCCCACUAUAAAACCCUGAGACUCACAAUUGCUUCAACGUGUGAAUUUUGUUGCCACUUUAUAUCCCUUUUUCUUCUAGAAAACGAAAACCACAAAACGAGUCUAUAGAUUCAUUCCUCCAAGAUUCCUCCUAUACCCUAAAUCAUGCCUGGACCCUCAGACCCGAAGCAACGGAGUCGGAUCGAAGAGGCCUCUACGGGAGAAGAUGUCUUGGUUCGGUUUGAG